Messenger RNA from Phytomonas sp. EM1, 846 nucleotides. Lineage: Eukaryota; Euglenozoa; Kinetoplastea; Trypanosomatida; Trypanosomatidae. The record is from the annotation of a GenBank genome assembly.
GUAAAUCCUGCAAGGAAUUUAUACAGAAAAGUAGUGAAUUAUUGACAUUGAACUGAAAAGGAAUACACUAACAAGGAGACCCUGACCUACCUAUAUAUUAAAAAUCGAAACCAUCAUGAAGGUAGAGCUUACACUUCAAUUUCUGGAUGAGUGGAUGCUGCGGUGGCGAAAGUUUCAGACCGAAUCCGAUUGGCGCAUCGAGAAGAAUCGUCAGUGGUGGCGCCAGGUGAAUAUCGGCAUCACCGCCAUGGUGUUGGGCGGGCUCACGCUCUACACCUCUGGGAUCGCCACCCUUAAACGGCAGUUCGGCCCUCCGCACUUCUUCGACGUUGGGGUGGAUGUUCGUCUCAAGCAAUACAUUUGCAACACAUUGGCAUCUCGUCCGCGCUACACCCCGACGGGGUAUGGACGUUUACUGGUGGUGGGCAUCCCUACCUACUUUACCUUUGUGAUCCUGGAGCACAUCCAGGAGCGUCGUCGUCUGCGUCGGUAUCUGGCGCAGAACACCGUCUUUGGUGAACAGGCACGCCGUUUGUUGAAUACCUCGAAGAUUGAGGAGUUUUUGCCGGUGAACAUACAAGCAACUCUUCCACCAAACGAGUCGAAGAUCUAUAGUUGAUAGUACUUGGCGAAAGGCGCAAUAUUAGUGGAUGCUCGCUAGGAUCAGUGCGGCAUGAUAUUGCUGGCUGUUGUUUUAUCGUUGUCAUUGUAGCGAUAUCUUUCUAGUUUUAUAUUUAGGUAUUUUGUUUUGUAGCUAAAUCCUGCUCGUUGAUCCACAAGUGAAGAAGAAAAGGUUUCACCUAUUGACAUCAACGGAAAUUGAUACAAUGACGACACGAUUCAGUA